AUGGCAAAGCGAGCGAGAGAACAGACCAACGAGACUUCGCAGCCUUUUGCAAACGAGGCAGCGACCUUCACGUACGUACCACGCAGCUCAGGAGCACCCACGCCAAGCGGUAGCGAGGGUUCGGCGCCAUCUAACGCGCCUCCUAACUUUCAAACGUCAGACUUGCGUCCUCAGUAUCGGCUCGUCCCCAUAUAUGAAGUGCCAUGGUUCCAUUCGUACGGGUCUCAGCCGUGCUACUCACACUACUCACAGCCGCUCCCCUCUACAUUGCCGGCAUGUUGGCCAGGCUCAUUUGAAACGAAGCCGCUGUGCUACAAUUGUCUGAUGCAACAACCAAUUCCAAAAUAUUACCAAGUUGAUGGAUGUUAUUAUUACACACCUAGCCAGCCGCCGAUGCUAGCAGCAUCCUCAUACAAUGGCAGACGUCUGCGCGACGGUACAUAUCCAUGGUACGGCCGCACUAGAGACGAGGUCCAAGCGGAUGGGUGGAAGGAACGUGAGCAGUGCGAGCGCCAGAUGGGGAAGGAAGCGAAAGGCGCGGAAAGAGCACACUGCAGUGGUGACGAGGAAGCAAAGGCCAUAGAACCCAAAGGCAAGCCGACGGACCUGUACUGGGUCCAGCAUAAGGAUGGCGGCUUGCGAGCCUAUCCGCUAGGCACUAUUAGAAUCAAUUUCCAGGGGGCUUGGAAGAUCGACUCCAACGGAUGGCCGUAUUUGGUGGAGAAAUGA
Verruconis gallopava is the source of this 729-nucleotide messenger RNA. RefSeq lists its product as uncharacterized. The transcript has a single exon. The record is from RefSeq and is a predicted model, not a curated record. Bases 1 to 729 code for a protein of 242 amino acids. NCBI's taxonomy places the organism in Eukaryota, Fungi, Ascomycota, Dothideomycetes, Venturiales, Sympoventuriaceae.